CAGACCCAGGAACAGGAAUAUACUGGCCAUAUAUCCUCCUGAGGCAGUGCCACGACGCGGACACACGGCGCGCCACCCGGCCGGCAGGGCUGCCUCCGCUCCGAUAAUCAGCAUCCUAUGCUCUUCUGCUCAAGAUGGCGGUGCAGGCAGCGGAAAAGGACGGAAUAGUGUUGAAGAACGUGGAGGAUGACCCUCUGAACGACUCGCUGGGGAACCCCGGCCUCAUCUCACCUGACAAGGAGGAUUUAUCACGGCUGCUGACGGUGCCGUUCAGCGGACGCAUCCGAGGCGGCAUGCGUCCAGGGAAGAAGAUCAUAGUGAUGGGCAUUGUCGACCUGGAGCCAGACAGCUUUGACGUCAGCCUGACCUGCGGCCGCGACUCGGAGAAGGAGGAGCCUCCGUACGACGUGGCCCUGAAACUCACCGCUCGCUUCAGUGACCGCCAGUUCCUGCGUAAUGCCCGUGUGUCUGGGAAAUGGACGGAGGAGGAGGCGUCCACCGCCUACUUCCCCUUCAUCCCAGAUCAGCCUUUUAGGAUCGAGAUCCACUGCGAGCACCAGCGGUUCCGGAUAUUCGUGGACGGACACCAGCUCUUUGACUUUUAUCACAAAGUGAAAUCGUUGCCCUCGAUCGACACAGUACGGAUACAAGGAGACCUACAGAUCACUAAGCUGGGUUAACCUCCGCCUCUUUCUGCUUUCCCAGUUGUGUGUGUGUUUGUGUGUGUGUGUGUGUGUGUGAGUGUGUGGAGGAAGGACUUGAUCUCAAAUGACCACACACACACACACACGCACACACACGUCUGUUACAUCACCUUGCAACAACACUGCAGCAGCAUAGGAAGAGGGGAGGGAGGCACCGGCAGCGAGUUAGACCCCCCUCUGCUUCGUUUCUUUCUGUUAAUCCAGGAUCUGAUACCGUACAUGUGUGGAUGAAUGUGUUUGCUCCAUUUUCAGGUAUUUUUCCUCGUAGCCCCAGUUUUGUCAGACCAGGGAUCUCACAGCUUAUUAAUAGUGCAUUCAUUCUUCAUGUUGGAUCCUCUGAGGUGCAGGCAGGCAUGUGGUACUGUUGCUAACAACAACUCGACGCUCUAGAAAUCAGCUACUCAGGAAAACUAUCCAGAACUCAGCAGACGGUCGGAAUAUAAACCACACAUGAGGUGGAAUUGCUGGUCUGAUCCCUAAUUUAAACUAACUGUAUAGAAGGAGCUCUCGCUUUUCAAGAAUGGAUAUGUUAAAAUAACCAGGAAUUUAACUAACUGCUAAUUGAGGAGUGAGACGCUGCAGUGAAACGUGAUCAUUGGUUCAAUCAGUGCCGAUCUGGUACCUCUCUUUAAAUCAGAUUAGAUUUUUUUUUUUUUUAUCAGCAUUCAGAUUUGGCCUUCCACUGGACUUAUUUAUCUUAAUAAAUAAAAUUAAACACAAUCGAACAGUAUUACACAAUGUUUUCUCUCCCCUUGACCUCCCUUGGGGUUUACUGGGUCGUCAUGGAAACACGCUGCCGCCUUACCGACCUAAAUACCCAAAACUGAGGAUUAUAUCGUUACGCGCUGGUGGAGUUCCAUGUUUUGUGCACUGCGUUUGUUGGUAGUUUGCACUCAUUUACUGAUCACUGCAGCCUGUUGGUAGAAAGUAGGACUGUUUACUCCAGAGUAGAGGAAUUCCACUGAAAUGAGCUUGAAACAUUGUACUCUGCUCUCGGCUGUUGCACAUUGGUCUCACGAAAGUCUUACCAGAAUCACACUAACACAAUAUGCAAGCUGUAGUUUCAUGGAAAAAAAAAAAGGAAAUGACUAAAAUCCAAACCUUCAGAGUUACAUUUGACAGUGAGCUCAAAGGGGGGGAUCAGAUCUCGGAGGUAUUCUGAAUGUAAAGUGUUCAUGUUUCUAAUAUAAGUAGCAUAGAUACAGAGGUAUUUCCUAAUGUCACAGGGUUUUUUUUUUUUUUGUUUGUUUUGUUUUUUUUGGUGCUGUUAUAGUCUUAUAGUCUUUUAAUGUUUCAUGUUUAAUUUUUUUAUAACGUUUCUUGAAUCAUUCCACCUCCUGUCUAAACAUGAUAAAGCAGCUACGUCCUUGUUCGUUGCAGACAGCGGCAGGUCUGCUGAGCGUCGUCGUGCACUGCGUCACGCGGGUUUUGUCUUUAAUCAUUCCACUAUUUGCCAGACGUGCUCUCUUGAAGUAGUAAACACACGCCGUGAGGAGAGGCUGUCCUCAAAGAUACACCCACAGUAGCAGUGUUAUGCCUUUGUUUACAUCUCCGCACAGUAUCACCCUCCUCUGUGCAAGGAUUUAGUCGCACAAGAGAACUACUUACAAAUUACUGAUCGAUUUCGUGGCUUUUCGGAUUAUAAGUAACGAAAAAAAUCAUCUUUAAUGUGAGGUUUUUUUUCCCCCCAAAUGUUUGCAGGUUUUAUAAGCUUAGAUCUUAAUGUGGUUCCCAUUAAUGACUUAAAUAAAAUAAUAUGAUUUGUAAGUUAUUUAUUCACUAUUGUAUUAAAACAACAAUAAACCAUUUGCAAAGAAACAAAAUGAAGGACUGAUUAUUGCGAGUACUAUUUAGAUUAGGGGUGUCAAACUGGUUUUACUUCAGGAGCCAAACACAGCCCAGUUUAGUAGACCUGCAAAGUGAUGGCAUAGUAACUCAUAUAAGAACUCCUACUGUUAUGUUUUGGUGAAAAAAGGGAGUGUUACCUUGUCAUUAUUGUUCAAAAUCUGAACAAGUUGAAUUUUAUUAAGACAAAUUGUAACAAACAGAGGAGAAUGCACAAAAAAACUCUGCCACAUACAUAAUGCUACGUGUACUUUCUUCUGGAAUAUUAUAGCACCCAGCAGUGCAUUGAAUGCUGCUCCAUCUGAAAUCCUGUCUGCUGCAAUGCUUCUCUUCUCAGGGUGCAUGAUGUCUGCAGCUUUUUAGCUUUCAUGCUCUCGCGAGUUCUCACGGUGUGACCGAUGCUAAUACUGAGUCACUAGCAAUAAAGGUCGCUGGCUUUCACCGCUGCGGCACUGAUCUCUCAGCUCAGGCCUCAGCUACUCUUCUAUAACAGCGUGACGAGAUAAGAAAUGAGAACAGCAACGUUUAAAGUUGUCGUUUUCCUUGUAACUGGUACAGGUCAAAAUGAUCUCCGUUUUGGGCUGCGGGCCUCAUGUUUGACACCCCUGAUUUAGAUGCUCGUUGAGGAAAAGGACCAGAAGCAAAAGCUGCACAAAACCCCCAAAAGUCUGAUAUUUUAUUCCUCCAUCACCUUUUUCUGCUGUGGAUCUGGAGAAAGCCUUGCCGGCCGUGCGGAGCAGACCGUGUGUGGAAUCGAUCCCCGCCACUGCUCACGUUACUGCAGCGUCUUCUAAUGAAGCCUCCUUGUUUAGCAUCUCAUUACCUGUCUGCAGCACUGCGACUGCUUUCUAGACACAGACACAUGAGUUCCUCUCUCAUAGCAAUAACAUCUCUACUCUGGAGUGGCGGUUUUUUUUUCUCUCUCUCUCUCUCUCUGCUCAAGCAGGGUCUUCCUGAUUUAACUCAAACACAAACAGGAAGUGAGCGCCGUUUGGUAUGUGAGGGUACGAAGAUGAGGACACAAGCCAGAGCUACACGCCAGUGUUCCAGUGUUACACUCACAACAGUACAAGUGUAUACAAAUCUUGUGUAAUUGUGUUGAAAGGGAUGUUUGUGGAUGCUGUUUUUUUUUUUUUUUUUUUAUUGAUUAACAUCCUACUACCUGGUCACCAUUUGUAAUGCAACAGUCUCAUGUAAAAACGUGAAUAUACUCAGUUUUCCGGUAUGUUUCAAGUGAUGUGCAGUGGACGUGUGUGGAAGUGGAACGGUGGUUCGUGUUUUUGGGGUCGCUGGCUGUCGGGCAGCCGACAGCAGCAGGAGGAGUUAUGGGGGAGGGAAACCAACAAUUCAAGACUUUCUGGAUUUUAAAGGGCUUGACCCGGUGUUACGUAGAGUUCUGCACAACUGCUGAAGAUAACACCCCUCUUCAAGGAGCAUGUGCAGUUUAAUGUGCUCAAAUUUAACAAUGAUUUAUUCUGAUAACCCUCGAUGUGUGCACCAAUUUCACUCAAUUCUGCUCAAUAGAAUUGAUAGAAUAACACCCGUAACUCCAAAUAUUUGAAUCCCCCUCAAUGAUAUUAAGCUACACACACAUUUCUUUGGGUUUGCUUGAGUCAAACUGAAAGUCCUGGUUAUUUUCAGAAGUCUUCCAUUACACACACUUACCCGAGAGGGAGGCAUUCCUCUGCAGUUGUGCGGAACUUGUAACAACAGCAGUCGCUUUGUGUGUGUCUGUGCGUCAGUGUGCGUCUGCACAGGUGAAAUCAGCUGUUUUGGGGGAUCUUUAGUGGGUUUUCCAGCUGUGUUUGUUCGAGCAUGCUGUGAUUUCCCAUCGGGGUUCGUCAUGCGGCUGGAUGUGCUGCAGGUAAAUAAAGCCUGCAGGGUACGUCAACCUCACUAUGUGGUACUGUUGCACUUUAAAACAGUGUUAGUCACUUCCAAUGGCUUAAUGUCACAUUUUCACAAAAAAAACAAAAAAAGGAAAGUUACUUUUGUGUGGGAAACAGCUGACAUUUUGUUCCGUCUUGAAUUAUGAGGAUAAAUCCAGCAGUUCCUGAUAUCCUGAUGAUCCCAUUUCUUUCUGAAGAAGAACAAUCGUGGUGAAUCUUAAUAUCACCGUUACAUUGUUCUACAUCCCUUUAAAAACAGAACUGAAAAAGUGAAUGUCUUUCUCUUUCCUGAUUGUAAUCUGAGUAUCAAUGCUGUUCCUAUUUGCCCCGCUAUAAAGGAUCCACCUGUUCAGUUGUGAAAUGUGGUUUUCACACCUUUCCUACCUUGAGUUAAAAGCCCGAUUUAAAGAGAAAUGGUUUAUUUGAUCCUGGGGAACACCAGCUUAUGGACUUUGGAUGUAUAUAUUUUGAGCAUGGCCUGAGGGUGAGGCCUUUGUUUUUUACUGGAUGGAUCACAAGUUGCAAACUGAAGAAAGCAUUUUUUUGUGCAUAAAAGCGAGUACCUGGCGUCUUCGUAAUAACAAAUUGAAGUAAUACUUGGGGUUUUUUUUGCCAGUUUUUCCUUUAGUCAAGCAUGGUAUUUGAUUAUUUUCAACCAUUUAUCCAACAUUUUUUUGUCCUUUUUAGAGCCGAGUAUGUAUUAAAAAUGAACCGUAGUGCUGACCUAAACUGGAUUUAUCAACACUGCUGACCUGAGCGUCGACGAUCCGAUGCAUAAUUUAGACUAAGCAUCUAAUUCAUGCUGUUUUCUCCUGAUUUUGAACUCAAAUUUUCGAAGACAAAGUGCUAAAACCCAAGCAGCUGUUGCGCGAAGGGCUCCAUCGCGUCCAUUAAUGAAGUGUCCUCUGAGUAGAAGUAGGCUAUUGUGUCGUGUGGUUGUAAAAUCAUGUUAUCAUUUCUAUUUAUUACAGUGUAACCAGCAGGGUUGUGCGUGGUGAAGACAUAAAUAGUGUGUGUGCUGACAUGCUCAUUUUUGCUGUUUAUAUGAAGGUGUAUUGGAAGGUUCAGUCUUUUUUAUAAUGAUUUUUUUUGGGAUGGGGCACAGGGCUCAAGGAGUAUUAGUUUAAAUUUAUCCUCCAUAAAUGUUUUUCUUUCAACUUUAAAGAAAGAUUAGCCAUCUGUUUCUCGAGUGUUUUCAGAGGUAUAGCAGGUCUGACGGGCAUCACGGUGUUUGGGAAAAUAAAAAAAGCGUUCAGAGUCACAUCUGCAAGCAUCAUGUUGGCUGUUUUUGAUCUGCCUUUUCGCUAAAGAAAAAAAAACACUUCUGUUUCCAACAUGAAGGCACAUUCCUGAAGUGAUCAGAGAUGAUCAGUAUUGCAUCUCCUUAAGGCUAACCUGUAUUUUUAGAUCAAGAGACUACGCUCCGCCAUUGUUCUGGUUUCAAAUGUUUUUUUUUUUGUUUGUUUGUUUUGUUUUUUGUUUUUUUCUUCUUUAUGCUUUUGUAAAAACAGCUACAUUAAAAACCAAUAAACUUCUCAUCUUGGA
Molecule: messenger RNA, 5983 nt
Organism: Salarias fasciatus (jewelled blenny)
Lineage: Eukaryota; Metazoa; Chordata; Actinopteri; Blenniiformes; Blenniidae
Gene: lgalslb
Product: lectin, galactoside-binding-like b
Exons: 5
Coding region: 135-680 (181 amino acids)
Molecular function (GO): carbohydrate binding
Source: RefSeq, a predicted model, not a curated record